This is a messenger RNA of Galleria mellonella (greater wax moth), 4447 nucleotides long. RefSeq lists its product as uncharacterized. The record is from RefSeq and is a predicted model, not a curated record. Gene Ontology annotation, biological process: regulation of transcription by RNA polymerase II. Gene Ontology annotation, molecular function: DNA-binding transcription factor activity, RNA polymerase II-specific; sequence-specific DNA binding. Lineage: Eukaryota; Metazoa; Arthropoda; Insecta; Lepidoptera; Pyralidae. The transcript is spliced from 20 exons. Bases 127 to 3723 code for a protein of 1198 amino acids. Gene Ontology annotation, cellular component: nucleus.
ACGUCAAUGUCAUUUUCCAUAGCGUUGUGAUACUUUCAUAUAGUAUUUAUUAUUAUUUUUAUCUCUAGUAAUUUAUUUCUAUGAAUUUCGUGGAUUUAAAUUGCAAAAAAAUAAUACAAAUUAAACAUGAAGUUGAAAAAAUUGAAAAGUGAUACUGAGGAACCUGUAGGACCAGUUCCUCCUCAGGCUGAAAUUAUCGAAGCCGAUUUAUAUAAGAGGUCUUACUUCGGUCCUGAUGUUCCUACAUUGGAACUGGAAUGCUGGGAGGAAGAACUUUCUGAGGUUCAACUCAAAGCCUUCAAGAAUGCCGAUGAUGAAUACAAAAGUAUACAGAAUAAAUUGGAUGAAAUGGUGAAGGACACUGGUGGAGAGAUUGUAUACAAUGGAAACCAGUUUACAGCUUAUCAGUUGCUUGGAAAGCAACCAGUGCUUAAGGAUUUGGAGAGGCAGAGUGCUGACAUCAUAAGAUCAAGGUCUCGUUCUCUCUCUGUGGCUAAAGAGAAGCCUGUCACAAAGAGAGGACGUCCAAGAAAAACCCGUGAAGAGGACCGUGACUACUCUCCUUCUCCAGAGAGGACUAAAUCUCCUGAGACCCGUCACAAGAAGAAAAAGAAGGAAAAAACCAAAGAGAAAGAGAGAGACCGGGAAAAGGAAAGAGAAAAAGAUAAAGAGAAAGAUAAGGAAAAAGAAAGUACUAAAACUAAAGAUAAAACAUUGGCACCAUCCAAUGUGCAUAGUGUGGUCACCAAUGUUCGACCGUCGGAGGCAACAGCUAUCGGUGGACUCCUCACGGGCAGUACAACAAAAACCACAGCAAUUGUGGAUCUCACAAAAGAUGAUGGCAAUAAGAACAUCGCUGACUCUCGUGAAGUAUCAUUUAACAAAUUACAAGGAAAAACAUUCCCAUCUCUCGUGGUGGUGGCACGUCCCUACCUCCGUUCCAAGGAAGCGCCGCCGCCUUCUGAUCGGUCCGCGCUCGACAGCAAAGUGAAAUCUGUACUGAUGCAUACACCAAUGAAGUUCACCGAGUGGCUGAUACAACAAGGACUGGUCAGGUCUGAACAGUGGUGUGUCAUACAUCCAGGGAAUAAACUGAAGUUAGGCAUGUACUCCGAUGUUUCGAAAUUCCCCUAUUCCGGCGGUUAUGUUUGGAUAUCUGAAUGCUGCCCCACUCGCUUCGUCUCUGUAUUCUCUAGUUCCAUCUUCGAGGCAGCCACAUUUCCUCCCAGCGUCCUUCUAAAGCUUAUUUACCACUGGGCAUGCCAGACGAACGUGCAAAAUGUCGUACAAUGGGUAAAAGUUGACAAUCUGUACGUAAAAGGGCUGUUUACAUGGUUAAGAGCUAUAUGUACAUCAGCUAUACAUCAGCAUCUGAGCAUGUUAGGCGGGCCUGGGAAGAAAGUCGAAGUGGGAGUGAUAUCACUUGGGACUACCAGCCAUGAUGGUACUCAGAGACAGGUGAAGGUUGAAGUGUUGGGUGUACUAGAUCCUGUUGAAAAAUUGAUUCGUCUCCGUGCGGUCGAACCUUUAGCGGAACACGAGAAGAACUAUAAAAAGCGAUUUCAGAAGAUAUUAGAACCCCUGUCCUUGUGGGUUAACCCUGCCUCAGUGAUAUUGACAGAUCUGACUGUAGACAAAGGCACACUUGUAAAUAUGGGCUUCAAGAACGUCCAUCAAGCCUCAUCACAUUCUGACCAGCCGUCCAGAAAUAGCAAUGCGAACAUUAUGGAGUAUUUGCGCCGCAUAGUACCAAGAAUGUUCCAAAAUACGCUUUCGCUGUUAUCUAGGCAGAUUAUACAGCAAUUUUUAGAUGAACUCGUUUGGAGAGAGAGGUACGGUAUGUCGCCUGGACAAGCAUUCGACAACAUAGUGCUGCAUAUUGCUGAACAAACCAAGUUGGAAGCGAAAGACGCCAUCACGGUACGACUCAACAAGAUCGCUGCCAACCCAUUCAAGAACUGGAAGUAUCCCAGCAAGAAAAACAAAGAAAAAGUCGAAGAACCAGAGCCAGAACCAACCCGCAACAAGCGCGGGAGAAAGAAGAAGGAGCCGUCCCCGGUGCCGCCGCCUAAGAAGAAAAAGAAGGAGAAGGCCGUCGCUACCACCGCCACCACUUAUGUUGAUGAUGAUGACGAAGAGGAGGUACCAUUGGCCCUCCGCCGUACGAAAAUCAAGCAAGAACUUGAAAAGCCCAAAGAGAAGGUCAAAGAAAAGGAAACCGAGAAUUUGCCAACGCGUCGCCGUAAAGUACCUAAAACGUACGUGGACGAUGACCUGGACGACAUUCCACUGAAGAACAUCAAGAAGGAGAUCAAACCUGAGGAGACUGUGUCCAUGGAGAGGUACUACUUCGGACAGGUUGUGGACAAUGACCCAGUGGAAAAAGUAGCUAUUGCUGUAGAGUGCCCAAUCUGCCACGUAGAGAUCACAGACAACAUCAAGUUGAUGGAUCACAUCUUCGCCCACGUGGUGCCUGGCCCGGAAGGAGGCGUCCACUGCAACUACUGCGUAAAAAGCUUCGCGUCCGACGAUGAGCUGCAGGCACAUCUCAAGGAGUCCCACCCAGCUGACACUAAGUCUCCGGGGAUAUUCACCUAUGCUUGUCUUAUUUGUGAGGUGCGGUUCGCGGCGGUGCUGACGCUGGCGGCGCACAUGCAGAAGGCGCACGCGCCGCUGGAGCUGCCGUACUGCUGCGGCGCGUGCCGCUACCGCGCCUCCGGCCACCGCGCCGCGCUCGACCACUUCCGCGCCGCGCACCACCGCGACGGCCGGCUGCUGUGCCCACACUGCCUCAAGGUUAUAAUCGUCUAUGCGGACGGCUACGAGCUGACAUCAAAUGUGCUACUUUACAUCGAGCACUUGAAACAGCAUCAAGAUGACCUUGAAGUGCGAUGCAAUAGAUGCGUGCUCAAAUUUGUACAUCUCGGCCAACUGAAAGAACACCAAGUCCGUGACCACAACACCGUAGAGCACGCUGCACCAUUAUGUUCUGGAGAACAUUUAAUAAAUAAACCCAAGAACAAGGCUCGUCCACCCGUGAAGGAUUCCACCAGCCACACCAUAAGUGAAACCUACGAAGAGAUGACCUUAGUGCUACCGGAGGGGAUGAUUUGCCGCGAGUGUGACACUGCGUUGGAUAGUGACAAACAUUUCUUGGGCUCGUCGCAGUGCACCAAGUGUCCGUACGCGAGCUCGUGCUACCGCGCCAUGCUGCGCCACAGCGGCUACUGCGCCGGCCCGCACUCGCUCGAGGACGCGCCGCGCCGCGCCUACCGCGCGCACUGCGUCUGCGGCUACCACACCGACGUCGGCACGGAUAUGCUAACACACUUGCUAUCGUGCGGACACAAGACCGCUUACGGCUCGCAAGAGGACGCGCGAAGCAAUACACGCGGCGCCGCUGCAGACCCGCCUUCUCCGCCUGCAGCGCCCCCUGCAACCUCCGCCGCGCCAGAAGAACAACUACCCACAGAUACGCCGGUUGAAACUCUGCCCGCUAUUGCCGACUACGCGCCCCCGUCCGUGCUCAACACGCAACUGUCACUGGAUGAUUUGGCGCCACCUUCCGUACUACAAACUGAUCAGCACGAUCAAGAGCUACUAAAGGACGCUUAUGAUCGUCCGCUGGCUACGCCGCGCCACGAGGAUCCACACUACACCCUCGGAGACUUCGAGCCGCUGCCGCAGGAGCCGCCGCCACAACCCGACUUUGAGCAACUGUAGAUUAUAUUGCACUCUAUUCAUAGGAGUCAAGUCGUCCUUUACAAAAAGUAUUUUUGCAUACCUCUGUGCUCUUUAAGAAGCCUAGUUCUGUUUAUUUUAAUGAAAAUAGUCAUUUACAAUGUUUUUUCUUGCAAUGAGUAUAAUGAGACCAUGGAGUUGUUUUUUAAUAGGUGAUAAUGAAAUAUUUAUGGCUUGCGCUAUCAAUGUAUGCUGAUGGGGCACUAGUGAGGGAUAAUAGGUGACAAUGAAAGCAGGUCAGUUAAUGCUGAAAUCAUGUGGUCAUCACAUGAAGGUUGAUGUGAUAGGGUGUAUUGCUAACAGAGGGGUAGUUAAACCCCAUUUCUAAUAAUCCAAUUUCCCCCUAAUCAUGACGGCAUAGGUGACAUAACAUCUAAAAUGAAUAUUUAUGAUACAGCAACCAAUUAUUUAAAAGACAAGCAAUGAAAUAUGCUUAUAGAUUUCUCAUAAAGCAUAUUAAAAUUGCAAUGUUACAAAGGUUAACUUUAUUAGUGUAACCUUAUUUGGUAUCAUUCUUAUCUCUAACAGAUAUGCCCUUUUAGAUGAGACAAAGAAUUUUUAUUUUAUUUCCUAUUUAGCAAACUACAUACUAUUACUGUUAAUUAUGGUAGUAUAUUGAAAAAAAUAUAUGUAAUAUUGGUCUUAUACAAAAGUAAAUUAAGUAGAAUUUAUGUAAAACAAAUGAAUAAAUGUUUCAAUUAAUUUA